ACUUCUCUGCACCAAGUACGAAGUGCUGUUAACACCGCUAAUUUUGAGCCAGUAUUCUCUUUGAAAAGGGCUAUUAUUCUAUUGGGAGUGUUUAAACUUUGAGAGGAAUGCCUUAAUGUAGCGACAGAUAUUUGCGAGAAUGAGAAUAUGCGUUGUGCGGUGAGUGCUACGUUUGACAGAUUCGCUGAUGAUCUAAUUGAGUUGAAAAUCGCAAGAUAGAGGCGAAUAUUAUACUGAUCAGAGAUUCAGAUACACUAGUAUUGAAACCUAUGUCUAGCGUCAAUCCUGGAAAAAUGACUCGAUUGGAAACCCUAUCACCAAAUUCUGAAAGUAUGUUUAGUUUGACCAAUAUACUCACAAUACGAGGGUACCCUAUGCUAACCACCACUCGGAGUAGAAUCAUCAUUUUCCACUGGUACUGAAAAUUCUCCCGAUCCAUGUGAAGUGGAUUUAAACCACAGUAAAGCUGCAGGGUUUACCUUCAUCCAGGUGAGCAAUGGGCGAGGUCCAAGAACCGAAGCUCGUAGCCAUGUCAUGCGCGAGUUUUGGCGAGAGAAAAAGCUGCAAAAUGCCAAGAAAGCCAGAGAGCACCGCAAGAAAGACUCGUGUAGUCUGAGGCCAAGGAUAUCAAAACGUAGAGAUUUGCAGGAUACUGCCCGUCAUCACUCAAAUUCUAGAAAUCCGGAAGAUUGCGUUGAAUCAGAUAUUGAUAAUGAAGAGUCUGAUGAAGGUUCUGCUCGUGAAGCCCCGAGGACGAAAAUGGCCCAGGAAACGCCCCAAACGCUAUCAGGAAAUCUCAACACACUACCCGACCAAUUCUCCAACUAUGGCCAGACAAUUAUUCCUCUGUGUAGGACGGGAAUCGCAAAUGCGGAUCCUUUUUCAAGAUUAAAACUUGGCGAAGGACCAGAAAUACAAAGGCUAAUCCAUCACUGUAAGCUCUCCAGAUACACCUCCCCACAAUAAGGUUUUCCUAUUGCUAUUAUUGGAACAAACGUUAACAAGAAAAGAUUGCUGGAUAACAGCAUCGUGUAUGGAUCAAGAGACGACAGGUACAGAUUUUGGUAGAGUUGGAUGGCUAUAUUCAAGAGUCUCCUGGCUUGAUCCCGAACCCGCUCAUAUCGUUAUGGGAUUUAAUAUCCAACAUAUGGCUCGACUUCAUGGCCAAAAAGAACCACCUAUUGCUAUUAAACAUAAAACUGAGGCUAUGCGCGUCAUCAACAAGAGACUCAAUGAUCCCGCACAAGCUCUUUCUGAUGGAAGUAUUGGAGCUGUUGCGAAUUUCACAGGUCAUGAGGUGGGUCUCCUCAACCUUAUUAUCAUGUGCAUGUUCUUAUAGGCUGUGUAGCUACUUUCCGGUCUUCCCGAAAAUUUCAGUAUCCAUAUGAAUGGUCUGGACCAAAUGGUUAAAUGCAGAGGAGGUCUUGUCGCCUUUUCUAGGAAUAGACCUUUGCAGCUUGUGAUUGAGAGGUAUGUUGCACCUGCAGUAUUGAUGCCAGCCCAGAGCACCCAGUAGUCUAGACUGCAGCUCGAUCUGAAGUUUUAAUGCUUGGAAAAGUAUGAUUCAUUGAGAGUGGCUUGGUCAUUUCGAUAAAUUUCAUUGACUCAAGUGAAUACAAGCAUCAAAAUCUGCUCAUUUUUAAGCUGUAGUCCGCACCGUUUAAACUCUGUUCGCGAAGAAUUUUUAAUGACUUCAAUUUCAGUCUCGACCUAUGUAGGGCGUAUAUACAAAUUAGUCGACCAAUAUACUCGAGAUGUGAUAAAAACGUAAUCGAAGAGUUGACAACAACAAGCUCACUUGGAGCCUCGACGCUCCAAUACCAAAUCGCGGAGAUGCAAGCAAAGAAUAACUUUUGCACAGACUUCAUAAGGAUGGUUUAUGGUCUAGAAAGAGCGACUGGAAUUAUCAAAGAUGAGGCGCCCAAGACAACGUCCCCAGAACAAUGGAACAAUUUCAGUGAUCGAAUCUGCUCAGCCGCCAUAGGAAUGAGUUGGCUUCACUCAACCGAGCGAGCGACCGACGAGAGACGCAGCAUCAUGUGGAAGUGUUUCCGACUAGCAUCCCUGAUUUACCUCCAAAUGGCCUUGCAAGAAUUCAAUACCACGCCGCAGCUUCGUGAGAAAUAUUUUCAAGCCUGCAGGUAUCGGUUACUUGACACGACUAGUGGCUGGGGUAGAGCCAUUGAGAUGCUUGCUCGUGUUAUCCUCCAAGGAGAGCGCUCAAAUGUAGAGAGACAUCGCAGAGCGUGGUACGUAGCUAACGCGAUGAUAGAGUUACAAGGCAUUGGUCUCGACACAUGGAAGAAAGUUGAAGGUACUCUAUUUACUUAUUUAGGGUCGUCGUCUGGAAAAACGGAGGGUAAAUCUACACCACUUACUGUGGCUCUGCGGGGCAACCUUGAUAUAUGCAGCGAGGAUUUUAAUUUGAAUGGUGGCGCGGGAUGGCUUGGAUCUCCUCUCUGAUUAGAUACUUGCAAUAAUAAUAUGUAUUUGGUUCCUCCUCGGUCGCAAGACAUAUUUGGAUUACAAAUAUUAUAAAAUUCGCUGCCUCGGCGGAAUGUGUUGAAGAGGCUUGAUUAAC
This is a messenger RNA of Sclerotinia trifoliorum, 2581 nucleotides long. Lineage: Eukaryota; Fungi; Ascomycota; Leotiomycetes; Helotiales; Sclerotiniaceae. The record is from the annotation of a GenBank genome assembly.